Molecule: messenger RNA, 1213 nt
Organism: Sesamum indicum (sesame)
Lineage: Eukaryota; Viridiplantae; Streptophyta; Magnoliopsida; Lamiales; Pedaliaceae
Product: putative glutathione S-transferase
Biological process (GO): glutathione metabolic process
Cellular component (GO): cytoplasm
Molecular function (GO): glutathione transferase activity
Source: RefSeq, a predicted model, not a curated record
UCCAUUUGCAUCCACCAAAAUACCCCUUUCACAUACAUCAGCUCCAACUCACUUGUUCCCUUAGCCACACCCUCUACAUACUGUGACAACACUUUCUCCUACACACACACACACCAUUCACCUCUUCUCGUUGCUUUCCCCAUUCUUGUUUUUCUUCUUUACAUAAACUAUGGCGGAUGAGUUGAUUUUGUUGGAUGUUCAUGUUAGUAUGUUUGGGAUGAGGGUCAGAGUUGCAUUGGCUGAAAAGGGUAUUGAGUAUGAGUACAGGGAGGAGAACUUGGCCAACAAGAGCCCGCUUUUGCUUGAGAUGAACCCAGUUCACAAGAAAAUCCCAGUCUUGAUUCACAAUGGGAAACCCAUUUCUGAGUCGCUCAUAAUUGUUCAGUACAUAGACGAGGUGUGGAAGGAUAAGUUCCCAUUGCUGCCUUCUGAUCCUUACCAGAGAGCUCAAGCUAGGUUCUGGGCUGAUUUUGUCGACAAAAAGAUAUUUGAUGCUGGAAGAAGAAUAUGGACAAGAAAAGGAGAAGAGCAAGAAGCGGCCAAGAAAGAAUUUAUCGAUGCCCUUAAGUUGUUGGAAGGGGAGCUGGGAGAGAAGGCUUACUUUGGUGGUGACAAGUUUGGGUUUGUAGAUGUGGCCUUGAUUACUUUCUACAGUUGGUUUGAUACCUAUGAGACUUGUGGCAACUUCAGUGUCGAAGAGCAUUGCCCCAAACUGGUUGCAUGGGCCAAGAGAUGUAUGGAGAAAGAGAGCGUCUCCAAGUCCUUGGCUGAUCCUAAAAUGGUUUAUGAAGCCGUCUUGAUGCUGAAGAAGAAGUUUGGUAUUGAAUAGCAGGUACUUCUGCUAUCUCUUCCAGUGUCUCAGCAGCUAUUUAUCCAUAGGUCUCUAGUCGCUUUUUCGCUUGGAAAUUUUAUGUGUUUUGAAUGUUUGUAAUAUAUCUUCGAGUCGUUCUACAAAGCACCUGAUCCACAGUUGGCAAGCGGAUUAUAGCCCAUUUUGUGCUUGAUCAAUAGUGUUGUAUGGAUCAGGAGUGUAGCAUCCUUCGCAUCCAAGAAUUCACCAUUUCAAUAUUUCAUAGUGUGUUGAAAUAGUGGAAUGAUAAAGGGAUAUUGGCUGGAUAGGGUUGAGCGUGGAAUUGUAGUGAAUGUAGUUUACUUUGCAAACUAUGACGUUUUUUUGAUUUGCAGGUAAUUUUGGUAAUAAGGCUUUGGUUUA